AUGUCUGCAAAGUUGAGAAAGGCACCAGCAUCCCUCCCACAAACUUCCGCAGAGCCUGACAAAAUUCUGACAGUGAAGAUGGAAGAAGAAGGUCAGGGCUGUGAUCGGGACUCCAGCCUCCACUGGACCAGCCGUUACAGCCCAGAGACCUUCCGCCAGCGGUUCAGGCAGUUUGGCUACCAGGAUUCACCUGGGCCCCGGGAAGCUCUGAGCCAGCUCCGGGCACUGUGUCAUCUCUGGCUGAGGCCAGACGUGCACACCAAGGAACAGAUUCUAGAACUGCUGGUGUUGGAGCAGUUCGUGGCCAUCCUGCCCAAAGAGCUGCAGGUCUGGGUACAGGAGCAACAGCCGGAGAACGGAGAGGAAGCCGUGGCUGUGCUGGAGGAUGUGGAGAGAGAGCUCGACGGGCCAGCAGAGCAGGUCUUAUUUUUUGGACAAAGAGAGGACAUGUUUGCAGAGAAGCUAGUGCCUAGACAAGUACCACAGGAGUUACCACGUAGCCAGCUCAAACCCAGCAAGAAGCAGCUCCCAUGGGCAUCGUGGGAACACCACUCCUUGAGACAGAAUGAUGUGGAUACCAAAACUGUAAGUGUGGAAUCAGCUUCAAGGCAAAAGACUUCUUCAGGCAUCAAACUGCAUUCCAGUGUUUCCAACACCCCUCGUCUGAAUGCGUCCCAGAGUUUCACAUAUAGAGGAACCUACAGGCAAGAUUUCAGAUUUGAAAGAAGACAGGCAAAUCCCUCUAGAAAAAAACAACACAAGUGUGAUGAAUGUGGCAAAAACUUUAGUCAGAGCUCAGCCCUUAUUCUACAUCAGAGAAUCCACAGUGGGGAGAAACCUUACGCGUGCAAUGAGUGUGCAAAGGCUUUUAGCCGCAGCGCAAUUCUUGUCCAGCAUCGAAGAACCCACACGGGGGAAAAACCCUACACGUGCCAUGAGUGUGGAAAAGCCUUUAGUCAGAGCUCCAAUCUUUUCAGACAUAAGAAAAGACACACUAGAGAAAACAUCCUAUCUGUGUCAUGA
This is a messenger RNA of Chrysochloris asiatica (Cape golden mole), 1023 nucleotides long. RefSeq names its product zinc finger protein 396 (gene ZNF396). The record is from RefSeq and is a predicted model, not a curated record. The transcript is spliced from 3 exons. NCBI's taxonomy places the organism in Eukaryota, Metazoa, Chordata, Mammalia, Afrosoricida, Chrysochloridae. The coding region runs from base 1 to 1023 and encodes 340 amino acids.